Messenger RNA from Chinchilla lanigera (long-tailed chinchilla), 924 nucleotides. RefSeq names its product vomeronasal type-1 receptor 2-like. The record is from RefSeq and is a predicted model, not a curated record. Gene Ontology annotation, cellular component: membrane. Gene Ontology annotation, molecular function: pheromone receptor activity. Gene Ontology annotation, biological process: G protein-coupled receptor signaling pathway. Bases 1 to 924 code for a protein of 307 amino acids. Lineage: Eukaryota; Metazoa; Chordata; Mammalia; Rodentia; Chinchillidae. The transcript has a single exon.
AUGGUUGCUACCAAUGUGCAUAUUGGAGCAGCAUUCCUUGUCCAGGUCGCCACUGGAACCCUGGGAAAUUUAUUUCUCUUAAGUCAGUAUUUAUUUCAUUACUUCAGUGGAUGCCGGUCAAGGGCCACAGAUCUGAUCCUUAGGCACCUGACAGUGGCCAAUCUCUUGGUGAUUCUCUCCAGAGGAAUCCCAGAGACCAUGGCAGCUUUUGGGUUUGAAGACUUCCUCAGCGAUCUUGGAUGUAAACUCGUCUUCUACGUGCACAGGGUGGGCAGAGGUGUGUCUAUGAGCAGCACCUGCCUCUUGAGUGUCUUCCAAGCCACCACCAUCAGUCCCAGGAGCUCCAAGUGGACAGAGCUUAAUGUAGAAGCUAAGAAAUACACGAGCAUCUCCACUGUCCUGUGCUGGCUCCUGCACAUGCUGCUGAAUGUCACUUUUCCUGCCACUGUGACUGCCAAGUGGAGAAACAAAAACGUUACAAGUAAAUUAGACUUUGCAUACUGUUCUGGGCCAGGGUAUGAGAAAGUUUUGUACUCCAUAACCACCGCGCUGUUCUCCAUCAGUGAUACUUUGUGUAUGGGGCUCAUGAUCUGCACCAGCAGCUCCAUGGUUUCCACACUAUACAAGCACAAGAAGCAGGUCCAGCACAUCUACAAGCUCAAUGUUGGCUCCAGGUCCUCUCCUGUGACCAGAGCCACCGACGGCAUCCUUGUCCUGGUGUGCACAUAUGUACAUUUUUACACCAUCAGCUGCAUCAUCCAGGUGUAUCUGGCUGUGUUUCAGCAUCCCAGCACCUUAUUACUAACCACUGCUGCCUUGAUUAAUACAUGUUUUCCAACACUUUGUCCCUUUGUGCUCAUGAGCCAUGACCACAGUCUGUCCAAAAUCUUUCGUUUCUAUUGUAGAAGGAACACAGUCAUCUAA